Penicillium diatomitis is the source of this 1236-nucleotide messenger RNA. RefSeq lists its product as uncharacterized. Gene Ontology annotation, biological process: glucan catabolic process. The transcript has a single exon. The record is from RefSeq and is a predicted model, not a curated record. Gene Ontology annotation, cellular component: cell surface; extracellular region. Gene Ontology annotation, molecular function: glucan exo-1,3-beta-glucosidase activity. NCBI's taxonomy places the organism in Eukaryota, Fungi, Ascomycota, Eurotiomycetes, Eurotiales, Aspergillaceae. The coding region runs from base 1 to 1236 and encodes 411 amino acids.
AUGCGUCCUCUCUCACCUUCUCUUGCCCUGCUGGCGUUUUUCCACCUAGCCCUCGCCUCACCGAUCAAUACCUCCUCUGGAUCAUCCUGCGACCCACCAAGCGAGAAGCACAAGCCCGGGUCAACAGAUGACUACAUCAACUGGCGCACGUUUUCUGGCCACGGCGUCAAUCUAGGCGGCUGGCUCGAGCAAGAGUCCACCAUCGACACCACAUGGUGGUCCACCUAUGGAGCCAACGCCGCCGACGAAUGGACCAUUUGUGCAAAUCUAGGACCCGAGGAAUGUUCGCGGGUCUUUGAAGCUCGAUACAGAACUUUCAUCACAACGUCCGAUAUCGAUCGGCUCGCUGGCGCGGGGGUCUCGAUUCUUCGCAUCCCCACGACCUACGCCGCCUGGGUGCGAGUUCCGGGGUCACAAUUGUACUCGGGUCAUCAGCAGGAGUAUCUGCGAAAAGUCGCGGACCAUGCGAUCAAGAAGCAUGGGAUGCAUAUCAUAUUGGACCUUCAUUCACUUCCUGGCGGGACGAACGGUUUGGAUAUUGGUGAAAAGGUGGGCAAUUGGGGCUGGUGGCAUAAUGAGACCGCGCUGGAAUGGUCACUUCGCGCCGUGGACGCGGUCGUCGCCUUUGUACAGUCGUCGACGAGACCGCAGAGCUACACCAUUGAACCGAUAAAUGAGCCGGUUGAUAAUCGGGAUUUUGCGACUUUCGGCACGCCUGCUGCUUUGUCGGAUCUCGGCGCGCAAUGGCUGCUCCUGUACUUCCGCGAGGUGAUUGCGCGGGUGAAGAAAGUGAAUCCGCGGAUUCCCGUGAUGUUGCAGGGAAGUUUCCAGACGGAGGAGUUCUGGUCGCCGCAUUUUGAAGCCUCGGAGAACAUUGUCUUCGACUUGCAUCAUUACUAUUUCCAAUUCCCGCAGGCGACAAGCGCAAACGUGUCGACGUAUAUUUGCAGGGAUGCCAGAGCUUCGGCGGGUGAUGGCAAGUUUCCUACUUUCGUGGGCGAAUGGGCGAUUGAGACUGGAGGUCGGAAUGAACUGGCAUUGCGUGGACAGAAUUUGCAGGCGGGUCUGUCGGCGUGGUCGCAAUUCACUCGUGGUAGUACUUAUUGGACGGCCAAGUUCUGGAACAAUGCGACCGUGGUAGGUGAGGGGAUCAAGCAGGAUUAUUGGAAUUAUGAGGAGAUGAUCGCGGAGGGCACGUUCAAGGGAAAGUCCCUGAUCAAGGAUUUCUGUAGUUAG